CACACACACAGAACACAUGGACACAGAUGGUUUGCAAUAUACAAAAGGCACCGUUCUCUUCUUAGUUUGAAGAGUCGUUGUCGUCUGGCUGUGGGCAACAGACUUUUCUUAUCUUCUCUCGUUGUUGCUCCUGAACUAGUGAAAAAUAACAGAAAGGAAUCUGACAACAAGAAACAGCAGAAUAUUCAGGUUUCUGGUUGACUUUCAGCAUCUGUUCUUCAUUAGAUCUACUAGAUCAUCUGAGGGAUUUGACUAAAUCAAGAUGUUGAUGAUCAUUGAAGCUCUUCUUCUCAUUUUAGCUGCUCUAGGACAGGAUCACAGAGCUGCUGUUGAAGGACAGAUAUUUCCAUUGGAUUUCGCACCGAAUUCAGUUGAUGAUCAAUAUGGUUGUACUGUUAAAAUGGCAGACCUGGUGAAGACAAAAUAUCUAGAGAAGGAAAUAUCUGCUUCAGCUGAAUUUAACAAGACUUGGCAAGAAGGUGAAGAGAAAGCAAAGAAAGCAGAGGAUAACUUGCAACAGAUUCAUUCAGUCGCCAUUCAUGUUUACACUAACAAAGACUCUAAAGUAUACAGUAAUUUCACUAGUGCCACUCGUACUGACAAACAAAAAUACAAAGAGGGGACAUUCAAAUGGUAUUCACUUCACUUUCUGUUAACAGAAGCGAUCCAGAUUCUGAAGAAAACACAAAAUAGAUGCUAUGUAACUUAUCGUGGUACAAAUGUUAAAUUUGAUGUUCAGAACAAAGAGGUUCGUUUGAGUUCAUUUUCAUCCUCCUCUUUUGAUCGUAAGGUAAUACAGGGUUUUGGAAAUAAAUCUUGUUUUGAAAUCUACACCUGUGAAGGUGCAAAUUUGACAAAAUAUUCAAAGUAUCCUGAUGAGAAAGAGGUGCUGAUUCCUCCAUAUGAGACGUUUAAAGUCACUGCUGUCAUGAACAGAACAGAUCAGCCAGAUCUCUGGUGUGAGACAGUGUUUGUGUUGAACAGCACUGGAAAAACAAGUGACCUGAACUGUGCAUUGUUUAAUGGGGGAAAUCAUGCUGCUUUCUUUAAUGUUUUGAUCAUUUUGCAAUUAUUAUUUUUUUACCUGCUAACCAGUUAAAUGUAAAUGUUUCUCAUUGUUACUGAACUUUGAAGUGUUUGUCAUGCUUAAUUGAAUCUGAUAUUCUGGGGACAAUUUGAUAAGAUUUAGUAGUGAUUGGAGAAAAUACUUUUCUAAAUUAAUUGGUUUUCUCAAUGUGUUUCAGUUCAAAGUAUUUUUUUUUUUUUUUACAUUUUACAAUUAUGUUGUCUUGUUUCAUCAACACAUUGUAUAUUUUGUAUGAAAUGUUACAACAUGCCCUACAGGUGGGAGACACAGUAAAGUGAGAAGCAUGUUAUAACCUGCUUAUGUGACAGUUUAAAUCUGACCUUAUAAUAAUAAUAAAAAAAA
Megalobrama amblycephala (Wuchang bream) is the source of this 1429-nucleotide messenger RNA. Its product is annotated as ecto-ADP-ribosyltransferase 4-like. Gene Ontology annotation, molecular function: NAD+-protein-arginine ADP-ribosyltransferase activity; NAD+ poly-ADP-ribosyltransferase activity. Lineage: Eukaryota; Metazoa; Chordata; Actinopteri; Cypriniformes; Xenocyprididae. The transcript is spliced from 3 exons. The record is from RefSeq and is a predicted model, not a curated record. The coding region runs from base 263 to 1099 and encodes 278 amino acids.